Suillus bovinus is the source of this 1986-nucleotide messenger RNA. RefSeq lists its product as uncharacterized. The record is from RefSeq and is a predicted model, not a curated record. The transcript is spliced from 11 exons. The annotation marks the transcript as partial. NCBI's taxonomy places the organism in Eukaryota, Fungi, Basidiomycota, Agaricomycetes, Boletales, Suillaceae.
AUGCAGGAGAUGUCAUCGGAUGAGGAGCCGGGAGGAGUCGGCAUGGAUGAGAUGGAUGAGAUGGUAGCUUGUGGGGUGAAGUCAGGUCAUAAUGAGUGGUGUAUCAUCUGCUGGGAUGGUUCAAGUGGGCACGAGUUUCUGCCGCCGCUCUCAACCACGAUGGUGUCACCUUCAAAUGCAUUUCUUGCCACCUGGCAGCGCAAGAGCGUGAAUCCUCAGAAUCACACUCCGCCUACUUUGGAUUCUACAGGAAUGAUAUACCGGUUUUGCCCACUUUCCUCACAAUCCGUGGUGUGCUGGAAGUAUCUCUGCAAUCGCAGAUUUCCUGCACCUGUUGUGCUAAUCCAUCUCGCACUUGUCAACUAUGAUACCUCUGGCAGACCUUUCAACCUUGCCUUUCAGUUUCUCUCCCCGUACUUUCCAUCUGGAGGUAUCGCAUUCCACGAGCUCAUCUUUGAUGUCGCGUCGAAGUCAAAGAGUGACCACUAUCAACUUGAGGUAGGUGAAUUGGUGCACAGCCUAGUGACUCAGCGCCACUGGCCACGUGUCAUGUUCACCAUCUCCAACCAUACAUAUGAUAACACUGGAGACCCAUUCCUGGGUCACGAGCACAAGAAAUCAUUGUAUGUCUCUGGCCGAGUCGACAGUUUUUUGAACAUUAUCCUCACGCCAUGGCAACUGCUCAUCAAAUCUGCCAAGGACUCCUACCUAUGGCUUUUGUUUGCGGUGCGCUGGUCAACAACGCUGACUCUUUUUCAUACUUGCAAACAUCUGUCUUUAAGGGAUCAAACGAUACUACACCAAACUAUCAAAGGCAAUGAGGAGGUGGAGGAAAGAGAGGCUGCAUGUCAUCCAAGAGAAGCGACAUUCUACAAGAAAACACUGUCUGAAUGGGAUGUCACACAGAAAUUAUUCAAGCAGGAAAUCAACGAGUAUGACAAGGCCGAGCAGGAAAGGAAAGGCUUGGAACACUCGAUUAAGUAUCAGACAUUGCAUGCCUGGGAAUGGUUUGAUAAAAUGACGGCUUCACAAAAGCAGGAGGUCAAGUCUGCCAUGGAGAAAUGGAACAGGGAGGGCGCACCAGAAGAAAGUCAAGCUGUACAUGAAUCUGAGCCUCAGAAUGCCAAGAAGAGGUUCUUGAAUGAUCCAAGACCAAAUUUUGUAUACCCUUCAGAGGGUCAAGACCAUGCAGAUGCAGGUUCAGACAAUGGCGAUGAUGACAGUGGCCCUGUCAUACCUGAGGUUAUACUAGAUGAAGAUGGAUAUGCAAAACUUCCAAUGCGUGAUGGUAUCGGCCUCAAGGGACAACAUGAAUUAAUUAGAAGCAUAUUUCAUGCUUCUUACAAAGUUUGCACAGGUGGCUCUAGACCUGUGCCUUGGGGAACAAUCACCGGCAGCUCAUCCAAUUAUUUGGAAUCUGGCUCAGUACCCACUGGAUUUAUGGUCAAGGACCCUUCUCACAUGAAGACUGAGGAGCCCAAUUCCAAACAGCACACAGAUUUGCCUAUCUGGGCUGACUGGUCUUGGAAUGGAUCUUUUCUCCCUGAGGAUGUGCAUAUCUCAUAUGACACUUUGAAGGCCAGCUUGAACAAGCUGAUAACAUCUCCGAUCACAGGAGCACCAUCUGCAAUGCCCGUCGUUCUAGGAAUUGGACUUCUCUACAGGGAGUCUAAACGUGUGAUGAAGUUUGAGGAAGAUGAAGCCAAAUCCAAUACUCCUGCCUACCUACCUGGGUCUGUUUUUGAUCUACAGUUUCUGGUUGCUCUGGAUGAUGCUGUUCGAGAAGUCUUGGCUAACAUCAUUGAGCACAUUGAGAGGCUGACAAAGAACGCACUUAGUGAGGAUGAUGAUGUGGAGGAUAAUGGAGUGGAUGGAGGAAAAGAAGUAGCGGUGAACCAGGAAAGUAGUAAAGUUGGGGAAGAUAUUCCUAUGCAGCAGAUGGAGAUACAGGAGAAGCAGGAGGAGGAGCAGGAAGAACUCGAAGAG